Messenger RNA from Mollisia scopiformis, 1761 nucleotides. RefSeq lists its product as uncharacterized. Bases 142 to 1677 code for a protein of 511 amino acids. The transcript has 3 exons. NCBI's taxonomy places the organism in Eukaryota, Fungi, Ascomycota, Leotiomycetes, Helotiales, Mollisiaceae. The record is from RefSeq and is a predicted model, not a curated record.
ACCUUCUCAGAACCUUCUACCAACCAUUCAUCCACCCUGGUUGCAACCGCCCUCCUUGCAACCUCUUCUAAAUACCACUACAACGACCCAUUACAAGGCAUUCAGUAGGCUUCCCUUGUAACGCUCUCCUAUCGAUUCGCGAUGGCAGAUGAUAGUAUGGAGAUAUCCUCUGAGCAUGGCCAGAAUACUGGCGACGAUAUCGACAUCGAUAUCGAUAUCACAGCUGGUCAGGCUGAUGAGGACUACAUUCUACAAGAUACCCUAUCAACUGUGGAUUAUGGGAACGAAUUUCCCACACAACCAUCUCCAGCGGUGCACCAUGAUGAUCUCAUGGUAGAUGACGACAAUGCAUCUUACCAAAUGGACGAUGCUGAUUUCAUUCAAGACGAAGCCGAGCAUAUCGCAGAACCAGAAUCGAUGUCUUUUGCCCAAACCGACAUACUUUAUACACAUGGAGAUGAUGGAAGUGCUGCCGAUGCUAUUAUAUACAGCGAAGAUCAUGACAUCGGCCUAUUCUUCGGUCAAGAUGGUGGCAACGAAAUGGACGCCACCGGCCGUGAUCUUGUGCUAGAUUCGGAGAAUAUUUCCCAUGAUGGGAAUAUUGCACCGAUUCCUGAAGGCGUUCUUCCUCAUGCAGAUACCAUACUCCCACAAGAUUAUAGCAAUCAAGGGGACCAAGCUGAUAAAAGCCCCUCGCAAUCGCUUGGACCUUCUCCACAAAGUCGCAGUCCCGCAGCUGCUGCAGAAGAGCCCAGAAGUCCUCCCGCAUCUCUUGGUCAUUUAUCUCCCGUCCGUGAAUCUAAUGAUACUAUCUCAGAUCCUACUUCUAAUCCCCAAGAGGCAUCUGGUGAAGUCGACGAACCUGAAUCAAUAGAGCACACAUAUGAUUUCCUGACAGCUCGUGGAGUUAAGGUUGUAUAUCAGUCGGUGGAAUACGCAUUGUUUGCAACGUCUGAUUCAGACGAUCCGGAUUCAUACUUCUUGUCAGACCUCGCUAUUAUCGAGAAGCCCCUCGAACAAUUUUUCUCGGCUAUUCGUGAGAUCAUCCGCGAUGACUUAACUGCUGAUGAAGAACUUUGUUUGAAUGUUGAAGACCUGGGUCUUGAGACGGAGGAAGCCUCAUCAAACCUCAAAGAUGUAACCCUGUCACAGAUCUUGAACUUGCAUGAUGAACUUUUGCGUAACGAUAGUGUAGACUCGCCUGGACCGCUCUAUCUUCUCCUUGGCACUCGGGUGAAUUUCAUCAAGAGACUUGCCAGUCUUGCCGAAGGUGCUUCUUUAGGUAAAGGAUUUUCUGAAAUGGCGGGCUUAGAGAACAGAAGCCAGAGUGUGGAUGAUGUGGGAGAUGGAGAUGAGACUGCGAGGAAUGUUCAGUCAAACUAUGAGAAUCUGGAAAGAGCAAACGAUGCUACAGGAGAUACUACACAAGGUAUUGAAAAAGGUGACCUGGAGAAUGGUCCUUCAACCGAAGAUCAAGUAGACUCACUGGAGAUUUACGAAGAGGCGGAAGUCCCAGACGACGAGAAAGAGGCUAGCGAGCGUCAUGAUGAGCAGCAAGCAGCACCUGAAGAAUACCCAGAGGAUUACGAUGACAAAUUACAACACAGCAAGGAGAGCACACAGAGCACCAUAGAGAAGACGUCAAAUCCAAGCCAGUGGCUCAUAGUCCUGCCAUGACCGACAAUGCUAAGGAUUCCAUCGUCACUAACAGCAGUCACAAGACCAAAAGUGACUCCGUACCAGAUUCGAGCAGUAAGCAUA